Cheilinus undulatus (humphead wrasse) is the source of this 13517-nucleotide messenger RNA. RefSeq names its product serine/threonine-protein kinase WNK1 (gene wnk3). Lineage: Eukaryota; Metazoa; Chordata; Actinopteri; Labriformes; Labridae. Gene Ontology annotation, biological process: monoatomic ion homeostasis; intracellular signal transduction; positive regulation of sodium ion transmembrane transporter activity. Gene Ontology annotation, molecular function: potassium channel inhibitor activity; protein serine/threonine kinase activity; chloride channel inhibitor activity. Bases 994 to 10950 code for a protein of 3318 amino acids. The transcript is spliced from 25 exons. Gene Ontology annotation, cellular component: cytosol; cytoplasm. The record is from RefSeq and is a predicted model, not a curated record.
CGCGCUCAGUACUCACGAGAACCUGCUGAAGGCCGUUGGACUCGUGCGUUGUAAAUUAUGUACAUAAGUUACCGAUAAUAUUCGGGUUCACAUGAAUGGCCGGUCGCAGAGGUCGGACUAGUAUAACCGAGCAGCGAAAGGGGAAAUCUGCAAACCAACGGUAAACCAACGGCUAACAUCGUCUGAACCGGACCGCGGACACCAAGUGCUCUGUGCCUGUCGCUCACCGAGCCUCGACGACUCCGGUGGGGAUUUUCAAGCCGAUAACACCGCGGCGAGCGCAUAAAAUGUAAAGAAAGGAGCAAAACGGAUUUUUUUCUAAAGCUUUGUGUGUAAAUAUAUAUUUUUCAGCGGAUGUACGAUAUUUUUGGCCAGAAGCUCAGUGUAAUUCGCGUUACUGCCGUUUUUAUAAAGCAAUAGGAAUAAUAAAGAAUCCAGUUAUCAACGAGUUAGCUAGCAAACUGGGCUGAGCAACUCGUUUUGAAGCAAAUUUAUCUUUGAACCGACGAGCUACGAUGUCACAUUUUGGGUUUACUUGAAGAUCUUUAAACAACAGUUUGAAAGAAGAACACUGCUGCUUCCCAUCAGGCUUGAAAACAACUCCUGCUUUAGUGUGUGUUUGCUAGAGCUGUGAGAUGUGUGGUUAUCUUUGAGUGCUUCACAUAAGUGGCAUCUUAAGAAAAUGUAGGCGAUGGUGAGGAAGAACGUGAGGAAGGACACUGUUUUCUAACAACUGUGGUGCCACUCUCCUGUGCUGCUGAGUGUCCUCUCAUAAAGGAGACAGGAAGACACAGACUGGAGGAGGAGGACUGGAGGGUCAUCUGUUUGACCAGAGACGGCCGUCAGUCACCUGAAGCUCUGGAAGAAAACACCUGACAGACUGGCAGGGGUGAGUGGGUGACCACCGAAAGGGAGAGAGACGGGGACUGACGGAGAAGCAAAGGUUUGGAGGAGGAGGAGGUCCAGGAGGAAGAGUGGGAGAGGCCAUUCCCCAUGGCAACCGACCCAGGAGAGCCCACGGGGACGGAGGAGUCCUCUGAGAAACCUGAUGGACAGAGGGAGGAGGACGCAGAGCGAGAGGGCCGGGCCGACCCACAGAGGGAGAGGACACACAGCACCCCCUCGGACUUCCCCUCCUCCCAGACUCAGGAGAGGAAACUGGGAGACGAUGGAGGAAUCCAAGGAGGCGGAGGAAGAGGAGGAGGAGGAGGAGGAGGAGGGGAAACCAGCCAGGAAAACCCAGACAGACGGAUUUCAUUCUCCACACCUUCCUUAACUGUUGACUCUGGCCAGAAACGACUGAGGAGGGAGAAGCGCUUCUUCAGGAAGAGUGUGGAGAUCUGUGAGCAGGACGAUGAGGUGGAGGUGCCCCAGGAGGCACCCCACAGUGCCCCCCACCUGGAGCUUCGCUCUUCAGACUCAGUCUUCACCAGCAGUGCCCAGCAAGGAGCUGCCUCAUCCUGUGCUGCCAUGGGCCAUGACCCAUCCUGUGAGAGCUCUGGCCAGGAGCCCGGAAAGGACGCUUCUUCUACCGCAGCUGGCCAGAGGGGGAAGGAGAGGGACCGUGAGCAGGAGGAGGAGGCUGAGAUGAAGGCUGUUGCCACCUCUCCUGGAGGAAGGUUCCUCAAAUUUGACAUUGAACUGGGAAGAGGAGCCUUUAAAACGGUGUUUAAAGGCCUGGACACAGAGACCUGGGUGGAGGUGGCUUGGUGUGAGCUGCAGGACCGCAAACUGACAAAAGCAGAGCAGCAACGCUUCAAGGAGGAAGCUGAGAUGCUGAAGGGGCUUCAACACCCCAACAUCGUCCGCUUCUAUGACUCUUGGGAGUCUGUGCUCCGUGGCAAGAAGUGCAUUGUAUUGGUUACAGAACUCAUGACUUCAGGAACACUCAAAACUUACCUGAAGCGCUUCAAAGUGAUGAAACCCAAGGUCCUGAGGAGCUGGUGUCGUCAGAUCCUGAAGGGUCUUCAUUUCCUCCACACCAGGACUCCUCCGAUAGUCCAUCGAGAUCUUAAGUGUGACAACAUCUUCAUAACAGGCCCCACAGGCUCAGUUAAGAUCGGUGACCUGGGUCUGGCCACUCUGAUGAGGACCUCCUUUGCCAAGAGUGUGAUAGGAACCCCAGAGUUCAUGGCUCCAGAGAUGUAUGAGGAGCACUAUGAUGAGUCUGUGGAUGUCUAUGCUUUCGGCAUGUGCAUGCUGGAGAUGGCCACAUCAGAAUACCCCUACUCUGAAUGUCAAAAUGCUGCUCAGAUCUACCGCAAAGUCACAAGUGGGAUAAAGCCAGCUAGCUUUGAUAAAGUUAAUGACCCAGAGGUCAAAGAGAUCAUCGAAGGCUGCAUUCGUCAGAACAAGAGCCAGAGACUCUCUAUCAAGGACCUCCUGAACCAUGCAUUCUUCGGGGAGGACACAGGGGUGCGGGUGGAGCUGGCAGAGGAGGACACAGGCACCCAGGACUGCCUGGCUCUCCGGAUUUGGGUUGAAGAGCCCAAGAAGCUGAAGGGGAAGCACAAAGACAAUGAGGCUAUCGAGUUCAGCUAUGACCUUGAGAAUGAUAGUGCUGAGGAAGUGGCUCUAGAGAUGGUAAAGUCAGGCUUCUUUCAUGAGAGUGAUGCCAAGGUGGUGGGAAAAUCAAUCCGGGACAGAGUUAAUCUGAUCAAAAAGUCACGGGAGCGGCGGCAGCAGCAGCUCCACCAGCAGCAGCAGGGAUAUGAAGAAAGAAGGGACUCCUCUCUCACCUCCUACACCUUUUCUCAUCCCACCUGCACUUCCUCUCUGGGGCCAACGACAGCUGGACAAACAGGAGGUGGAGGAGGAGGACAGGAGGGCGAGGAGCUACCUGAAGUUGACCAGCAUGUCAGGCAACAACACAUUUUUAGUGGGACAGCGCUUAGGCUACCAGCAGGUGAGAGUAUGGGGUCUGCGAGCUGUGAAUCUUAUGCAAGUGGACAGAGCCAGGCAUACUCGCAGCAGGGGGAUGCUUACUCCCUCUCCCAGACGACUCUGCCCUCUACAGCAUCUAGCACUGGAGCAGUGGCGCAUGCUCAUAUGCACCCAAUCGGUGAAGGUGGGAGUGUCCCUAAUGUGCCUAUUGGCCAGAGUGUUAGCAUGUCCAGCAUGUCCAUAGGCCACAGCGGAGGAGGACCUAUUGGCCAGACGUUUAUUCAGCCCAUUUCCAUGGUUCCACAGGUAUCACCAAGUGUCCCACAACAAUAUUAUCAGUCACAAACAUUCCCAUCAGAUGCAUUUCAAACAGCCACUCCCCACACCUCAUUGGCCCCUUCUCAAUCAUACAUACCACCUGUUUCACCACAAGCUCAGUUUAAUGUCCUCACUACAUCCAUGUCAGUGGGUGAUCCUGCUGCACUAGUGGGGACUGUUGUGCCCCUCGCUCAGCAGACCCAGCCCCCCGCCACGCCCAUGCAGCUCACUGACAUCAUUCCGCAGGCAGCAACUCAGCAAACACAGCCCGUCAUGAUCCCUCAGCAGACUAUUGUCCAACAACAACAGAUAGGGAUGGAUCCCCAUACCUCCGCCCUUCAGCAACAACCACAACAGCAAAUGGAUGCCCAGGCCCCACUGCAUGAUCAAGUCAGCGCAACUCAGCAGGCAACGGAACAACAUCCACAGAUCGUUUCGACUACAGUUGUCCAGAAACAUCAGCAUGAGGCUCAGCAGCAGACCUAUGUACAUCAGUCGUUUCUUCAGCAGCCAGUUUUACCUUCACAAACAGGUAUGGAGCAGCAAACCUUGUCAUUAGCACAAACAGGGGAGCAACCUCAGACUUACAAACAGCAACCAACAGGGGAACCUUGUGAGCAGACUGUAAUACAACCCCAACUACUGCAACAACAGCUUCAGCAACAGCAAACUUUGCUACAACAGCAACAACAAGUUUUAGUACCAGAGCAACAUCAGACAUAUGUACAGCAACAGCUUGAUCAGCAACAACAAAAAACAUUGCUUCAGCAGCAGCAGGCUCCACUACAACAGCAUCAACUGGAACAGCAACAAGUGCUUCUUCACAAACAAAUGCUGGAUAAACAACAGCAACAAGUUCUCAUUCAACAGCAAGAGCAACAGCAGCAACCAAAAGGUCAGAUACAACAACAACCACAUCAGCCACUUUUACAACAUCAGUUAGAGCAGCAUCAACAACAGCUUCCAUUACAACAACAGCAGCAGAGUCAGAUAUUUCAACAAACUGGAAUCCAAAAUGAAGUAGAGAGGCAACAGCUAAGUGGACAACAGCAGCAAAAAACUGUACUGCAGCAGCAGCAACCCCAGCUGACACAACAGCAACAAGAACAACAGCUGCAACAGCAGGCCUUACUGCGGCAAAUGGAACAACAGCAGCAACAAGCACUAAUACAACAGCACUUGCAACAGCAGGCUAUUUUACAACAUCAGCAACUACAACAGAAAGCUCAGCUACAGCAACAACAACAAGAGCAGCAACAGUUGCAACUGAAGCAGCAGAUAGAGCAGCAGCAGCAGGCUCUUUUGCAGCAACAGCUGGAACAGCAGCAUCAACAACAGGUCCUGCUGCAGCAACAGCAAGCUGAGAGAAUGCAGCAGCAGGCUCUGAUACAGCAACAGAUUCAAGAUCAGCAGCAGAAAGCAACCAUCAGUCAACUUCAGGAGAUGCAAAAAACCAACAGUGAAAAGCAGAUGCAGGAGUCACCAACUAAUAUACAGGGCACGUGUAUUCCACAAUUGAGUGCCACUCAAUUUAUACCUCAUGUGCCGCUCACACAGCAGCAAGUCAUGGAGCAACCACAGCAAGCAGUACCAAUCCAGCAGCAACGCCCUCCUGUUAUGGAACCUCAUAUCCCAAUGGGACCUCCAGCUGCUGAACUGCUCCAACACCAAACUCAAAUUGUCUCACAGGCCCAGGUCCCCAUUGCCACUCAGACUGUGCAAAUUCCUGUCCAGACGUGUCCUGUUAUCACCUCUCAAGUCUUCACCCAGCAAGGACAAAGUGAGGCUAAUCUCCAGGACCAGGGUAAAAUCCCAGUCCAGUUUAUUGCUCAGACCACAGUUCAAGCAGCCCAGGCUAUAAUUGAGGCUCAAGUAACUCCCCCAGCGACAAUGAUCCAAGGACAGACACAUGCCAUCCAAAGCCAGCAUGUUCCUUUACAGGCUAGUUAUCAAGCACCUGUAAUUCCUACACAGAGCCAAGCAGCUGCUCAGCCAUUGAUCCAGACUCAGCCUCUGCUCCAGAUACCUCAUGGUCAAGGCCCAACAGUUGACAAUCAGAUGACAGGACAACCAAGCCAGGCUGCUGUUCAGCCUCCAGCUGUAUUAACCUCGAUUUCCAGCCAGACUCAUCAUGAGAGUUACGUUCAGCAAAAUGCUCAAAUGCCUGGGCAGGUGCAGAUACAGCUACAGCAACAAGAUCAAGGCCAUCCACAAAUCCAGCUGCAUGCUCAGGUUGCCACAGGAAUCUUACCUGCUCAGUAUGUUCCUCAGCUAACCCAACAAACAUUGCCUUCUGCACAACAGGAUAUUACUCAUAUCACACAGCUGCAGCAACAGCAACAAGAGCCAGUAAUGCAGUUUCAGAAAAUGAUCCUGUCCUCAGGCCCUGCUGGAAGUGCUGGACCCACUACAGAUGAUCUCAGCUCCAGGGUCGCCCCUGCAAACCUUAUGGGUCCUCCCCAUCUUGUAACGCAGGCUGGACAAGUUGUAAUUGCAGGUCAGACAACAUCACAUCCAGUCAUGCAGGCACAGCAGCAACCUUCAAGAAGCACUGUUGACCCAUCAGUCAUUCAGCCCAUCUCCCAGUCUACUCUGCCUCAUUGUAUGGGACAAUACCAACAACCACUACAGAAGAUUUCUGAGACACAGCAACCACUUGCUUCUCCUCCUCCUCAGACUCAGUUACUGUCACAGCCUAUAAAAACUGCAAUCCAACCAGUGUUUUCUCUGAAUCAGGCUGCAAUACCCCUUGAGGAGAGCCAGCUGCCCCCCCAGUGUUCACCUACCCCACAUCUGCUGAAGCAUCCCGCUUCACAGAUAGUUCCUGGUACUGUGGCCGCACCUCAGUCACAGGCUUUGCCCCUUUAUAGUCAUCUUGCAGCUGGCCCCCCUCCAUCUCCACAACACCAUACCAAGCAAAUGACUCCAGCUCACACACACACACAAACAAGCAUUCAGGCCCAGGCACACUCCCAAACUCAGACCCACGUUCAGGUGCAGGCUCAUUCUCACACUCAGACACACACUGAGACACCCAUUGCUGAACAGCCUGUUCCACCCCAUGCUGUCUUUGCUGCUCAACAAAUACCCCUCAGCCCUUCUCAUAACUCAUGUACCCAAACAACCCUACCAACCCAUUAUCCUGCUGCUAAUGCUGUACCAGAGCUGCCUACAUCUCCUCCAGCAACCAAGGCAACCAUUCCAGGACAGGCUGAUUUUAUACCUACCUCCCCUCCGCCUGUUGCUACUCAACAAUCUCUUGAUUCUAAUGCCCCCAAACUUCCCCAAGGCUUGCUGCAAGACUGUGACCUUUCCCUGCUGGGCAGUGCUCAGGAUGGUCCGUACCUGUUGAGUGCAGAGCAUCAUUCUUCAGGAUCUGUUCCUGCUAAUGGUGAAGAAUCUCUUCAUACCUUGGCCAAUGGGAAGAUAGAGAAACUAAAGGCUCAAAGAAGAGCUUCCUGUCAGAGGCCUGAGAAAGUUGCACAUCAGUUCCAGCUGAGCAUGCUUCAGGUGUCUGGCAGUGGUGACAAUAUGGUGGAGUGCCAGCUGGAGACCCACAGUAACAAGAUGGUGACGUUUAAAUUUGACAUUGAAGGGGAUGCACCUGAGGACAUUGCAGAUUACAUGGUGGAGGAGGACUUUGUUCUUGAUGUAGAGAAAGAGAAAUUUGUGGAGGAGCUAAGAGCCAUCGUUAAGAAAGCCCAUGAACUCCUCCAAACACAUUCUCAGACGGGGUCAACUGACCAGCUGCAUGUGAGCACUCCAACUAGCUCAACAAUGGACUCAGUGCCGCAUUCCUCCCCAGUCGGACGCUGGCGCUUCUUUAUCAACCAGACCAUCCGACAUAGAGACUCUCUGUCUGGACAAGGAACAGCGACAACACCACCUACUUCAGAAACAAGGGUUCCUCAGUCUCCCAUACUAGAGAAAACCAUAGAAAGUGAAGGAUCCCAGAGUCUGGAGUCCUUGACUGGAAUGGCUUCUCCCCCCUGCCCCACCCUCUCUGCUAGCUCCCCUCCAGUCUCCACUGUCUCAGCUCCUGCUUCCAUGGUCCCUUCAGUAAAUGCUGCCCCUGCUCCUAAAACAGCUGUCCCUGAAAGCAUCUCAGCACCAGCCUCCACCAUUGAAGCCCCUGUCAUUGCUUCAGGUGGUGUUACUGAACUGACAGGCCUCACCUCUGCAUCUGCUAACCAAAUUCCCAGUGGGCCCUCAUCCAUGGGAAUACCUGCGCCUGCUGCUGUUAACCUUCUGACCUUGUCAGCUGCUCCUAUUAUUGUAUCUCCCACAGCCAUUUUGCCAGAAACGUUCUCUUCUCCAGGAACUAGCAGUUGCUCCCCUGUUGGUCAAUGUACAGUGGACGCAGUAAUAACUGCUCCGAGGCCACGUGUGGCUACAGUGGAGCAGUCUAUUAUCUCCCCUCCUCCCACAAGUACAGUGACCUCCUCUACAGUGAGUCAACUUUCCUUGGAGCAACAGCAGAUGCUCAUCCAGGCUGCCAAGCCUGCCCCACAACCAACGCAACAAUUCCAGCCACAGCUACAACCUGUGCUACAGCAGCAGGCACCAGCAGUUCAACAGCAACUGCAGUUUGAUCAAAAAGCACACCAAAUGAAAACAUCAACACCACUACAACAGCAAGUGUCCCAAGAACAACUCAAGCUGCAACAGGGUCAAACACUGCAGCAGCUACAGCAUCAGCAACUUUUGCAGACACAAAUACCACCUCAACAACAGCUGACUGAGGCGCAGGGGCUGCCUGUGCCCAGUCAUACAGAGUUCUUACAACAGUCUGUGCAGCAGUUUCUUCCACCAAUGUCCCUACAGCAAGCCCAACCAUCGAUUCCUCAACAGCAGACUCCACAGUAUCAGCAACAGAUGCUGCAACAACAUCAGUUACAGCAGGUUCAACAACAGGUUAUGGCACCCCAAGCUGCUGUAGUUCCACAACAUCAGGCCCCAAUUGAUCCCCAGCAGCAACAGUCAAACCUACAACAGACAAUGCAUCUACAGCAACAGCAAAUGGUGCAGCAGCAGCUACAGCAGCAGCAGCAACAGCUUCUUAUGGGUGCUGCUGCGGCUUUAAAAUCAGAUCAGAGUCAAAUGCUGCCCAUGUCAAUAAGUCAACAGUUUCUCCAACAACAGGCACAGCUCAGUGUUAACACUGUUUCACAACAGCCUAUUCAACAGCAAAAUCAAAUCCCUGCUGAGCUGGCACAGCAACACAUGCAGUCACAGAAACAGGUGCAAAACUAUGAGCAGCAACAGGAGAUGGUUAAAGCAACAGAAACGCCACAGAAACAGCAGCAGUUUUCUCUGCAGAAGCAGUCUUCUCUACAGAUGUCAGAGUCAGAGGUUUCCACAGGAGAGACUAGUAUAACUGAGGAAACAUAUAGCUACUCUGCAGCUUUUCACCCUUCUUCUGACUCUUCUCUUCCACCUCUCAAUUUGGGCACUGCUGAUGCCCCGUUACCCUCUCUUUCCCACACAAUGACGCCCUCCCCUGCACAACCUUCCUCUGUGGCUGAGUCGGACAGUGAAGGCCCCCCCAAAAUUGAUUUCGUAGACAACCGUAUAAAGACUCUGGAUGAAAAGCUGAGAAACUUGUUGUAUCAAGAGUACAACAGCGGUGGCACACAGGUAGGGGGAGCUGCCUCAGGGCCUACAUCAGCUGCCUCCACAUCAGUGGGAGGAGAUGAGUCAUCUGAGCCACAGUCUAUGCCCCCACCUGCCUCCACCUCCUCAGAUACAACCCCUCACUCUUCAUCCUCUACCACCUCCUCCACCACCUCACGUUCCUCCUCAACAUCCCCUGACCCAGAGAGGGAUGGCCGAGGAGAUGACAAUUCCUCAGAUGUGCACAAUUUUGUGGAGCAGGGUCCGGUGGAGCAGCAGCCAGGCCCAUCUAUCCCCUCCACUUCUGCCUCAUCUACCCCUCCUAUGUCUCUACCACCUCCCACCCAAGAGGACUCUGCAGGGCCUCAACGCCCGCCUGUACCAGGAGAACCAACUAUCCUUGCUGUACCCCCACACUCUGACACCAGUACCACAGGAGAUGCAUCAUGGCCCCACAAUCAGCACCCGAUCCCCCUCCGGCAUGGACAGCAGAAGCACAAUGCAGGAGGUGGAUAUUUUGGCCUAAACCUGACAUGUCCUAGUAUCAGAAAUCCUGUUAGCAAGAAAUCCUGGACUCGCAAAUUCAAAAACUGGGCAUGCAAACUGCGCCACUCCGCCAGCUUGUUCAAGAAGCCCAGAGUCCAAGAAGAAGGACGCUCCUGCAGUCGGGCAUUAAGAGAGGAGAAGGAAGCACAACCUGUAAAUCCACCUCAUUCACGGAGAGGAAGGUUUCAGGUGACUCCUGUGCCCCAGUCCUCCCCCCCAAAGGAAGCUCUCCCAGGCCACGGUAGCACCCACAGGAAAGUGGGGCGCUUUUCUGUAACUCAGCCUGAGACGAAGGAAGAAGACAAGCACACUGACAGCUCCCCUGUGUCUCCUGAUGUGGAGAGGGAGAAGAGGAGAUGUCGGGUUAAAGAGGGAGAGAGAGAUGAAAGUAAGAGGACCCCAGCAAUGGCUCACCUGCCUCGUGGUCACGGGCAUGGCCACUCACCCCUCGGCAGCAGUGAUGAUGAUGAUGAGAGUGAGCUGGAGGAUGAAGACCUUAGAAAAGAAUUACACAAGCUAAGAGAGAAGCAUAUCAAGGAGGUGGUUUUCCUUCAGGCCAAACAGAACAGGGAACUGCAAGAAUUGUACAGACAGCUACGUUCUCUCAAAGACCAACGGCAGAGUCUACCUGCCUCCCUUUCCCGAACACCCCCUCUUCCUGCAGCACCCCCUGUCCUCUCUCCUCGUAGGCCCCGGCCAGCCAAAACCAAGCUCCGGCCCCGGCCUCACUCACACAUGGAUAACAACGGAGUGUCACACUCUGGGAUUCAACAGUCGAGUAGUUUUUCAGGUGGUGAACAGGGUAGACUGCCCCUUUAUUGCAACCCAGAGCACCACGCUACACUGCCUGCUAAAAGAGAUAACAGCCCUUUAAGAAAAAGCACAUUUACUGACGAACUGCACAAACUUGUUGAUAAUUGGACAAAGGAGACGGUGGGCCCCUCCCCACCCAAACCUUCACUUAAUCAAAUCAAGCAGAUUCAGCAAGUGCAGGAGUUGGGAGGCUGGAGCCAGUCUACUGAGGUGGCUUCACAAAGUUGGUUUCCUGUGGCACCGCUGAAUCCCCAGGUCCCCCCAACUGCUGCCACCCUACCUGUGGUAGCCCCUCCUCAUUACACAGCUGGAGGGAGCCUGUCCAACCUGCACUCUACGGGACCACCGCCACAGACACAAAUGGCUCAAGUGCCACAGAUGCAGCAAAGUUUACAUCUUCAUCAGACCCUCCCCCUCCAGCAAAUGACCUAUCAGCAGUCCCCACUUCGCCAGCAGAUUCCGCAGCCUCCAGUUCAGAGUCCCCAACAUUCUCAGUCCCAACCACAGACUCAUCUUGUCACCCAGCUGCCCCACUCACCACCUCAAACCCAACCGCUGCUGCCUUCCCAAAUGCCCGCGUCUCCAGUGUCCACGGCUGCGUCUGCGAGCACAGCUAGCACUGCUGCUGAUGCUGCUGCUACUGGAGGGACUUUUAGCUCCUGUUCCUCAUCCUCCUCCACUUCCUCCUCAUCAUCAUGCUCUACUGCUGCUCUACCUUCCAGUGCCAAAAUUCACCCAGCAACCCCCACCUCUGCUCUUCCUCUGGGACAGAAAUAAAACCAAGGCAAAGUGUGAGGUCAAAAUGAAGGUGCAAGAGAUGGAAGUACAGUGUGGAUCAGGACGUAAAGCAGAUCCAUGUGGAGUGUUAGUUGUGUAUGAAUGGCAGAGUUGUGAAUGAGGUGAAUAUUUGAAUUCCAGUGCUUGUGGGUGAGAUGGAGAGUGAAUGUGAGAGACAAUUGAUUCUAGUAUGUACAGUUAAGAGGGUAAUGGAUACAAAUGGAUCAACGGCUGGGGUUUAUAAGUCUUGGCAUGUUUGGGUGAUGAGAUGUAUAAAUUCUUAAAUGUAUGAGUGUGUGCAUUUAUGAGUGUGGAUGAGUGUUUAUUCAAGUACAUAUCCCUUUAUGUCCUUUUACACAAAUUAAUGUUCUUAUUUUUGUUUUAAAAGAAACUCAGUUGGACCUGAUCUAAGCAGAGACAACAAGGACAAAUUAUUCAACAUUUUGUUGAUAUUUUUGUGAGUGCUUAAAGUAAAAGGACUAUCAAUUUUUAAAAGUGCAAUUAGUAGUGAUCAUCUAAACUGAUCCGCAUGUAUUGUAUGGAUUUGUCUGUAAGGCAUAAGAUAUUUUUAUAGAAGCACAUUGAUGAAAACCAGAUGCAUAAAGGAUCCUCUCAUGAUCCGUAUGGAUCUUUUAAAUCUGCAGGCCUACAGCACAAGGGGCUUCAAUGGGCAAUGAAAAAAAGAGCACGUCACACUGUAGAGCAUGGUUAAGUUUUAGAGCUACCGUUAAUACCACAAUGCGACCAAACGCACUGUUAAGAAGCAUGGGCUUCAUUUGUAUUAUUUUAUGUUUAAUGUUGUAACAUAGAAACUGUCUGAAUUAACAUGAGUGAUGUGGGAUAAAUUCAGAUGAAUUCAAUAACACAAUGGUGAAUUGAUAUAUGCCAUCUGUGUUUAUUGGCUGCACUCAGCCCAGCCCUGCAUGACCGUAUGACUAAAUUGACUUGCCUGUAUUUUUGUGCAUCUGACAUUUGUAGCCUACUGAGAUGAUUCAUCAGUCAUGAGUACAUAUGCUUUCAGUUUAAAAGGCUUUCACGUUCGACAUUGACUUUCAGUUUGAGCUCUGCAUAUCAAAGUAAAUCACGAUGUCAUGCUGCAGAGGAAGAUGAAAAGGAAAAAAAAAAACUGCCAAUUUUUACUUUAAUCAGGGGAAACCUUACAGGUUAUUCCCAUGUUGCCUUUAAAAAAUCUGCAUUUUUAUGGGUGUGUGUGUGUUUCUAUUUUUUUCUGUGUGAUAAAGCUGUGAUAGUCCACUUGUAUAUUGCAUUUUAAAUUGCACCUCUCUUCCUUUCAUUUAAAGCAGCCUCUCAGAUGUCAAUGUAUCCAACUGAAAAUGUUUAUUCUGCCUGCAUGUGCUGAGUUUGUUUCCUACAGACAGGUGAGGAGAUAGGCUGUACACAUGCUAAAAGUUUAAACAUUGUGCAAUCCUCACACCCUAACUUUGGCAUUAAAAAAUUCCUAAUUUCAAUUUUUGAAGUAUUUGGUCUUUAAACGUAGGCUGCCAGUGUGUAUGCCUGUCAGAAGCUGAAGUAUAGGCCAGAACUGUGCUUUAUGCACACUGCAAAGUUUUAAUCCAGUCAAAAUAUCUUAUUAAUUAUCUCUAAACUCACUUGAUAUGAAGACAGAAUAAUAUAUCAGCAGUUGAUAUAUUAUGGCACAUUUGAUUGGAGUUGGACAUUUUCUUAGCAUAUUAAGUAGCAUGUAGUCUAAGCAGCAUUUCUGUUGGGUUGGUAGACUGUGUGUCACUGAAAACUGAAGAUUGUAUCAGUUGUUGAAGACUGCUGAUGUGAGUCAAAAACUUUCAGAAUGGAUAAAGAUGUGUGCUUAUGGAUAUGGCUGUUCAGAAUCUGCAAUUACAUAAUCUAGGAUAUAACAGUGGUUUUCUGUAUUGGUUGCUUUUCAACAAAACCCACAUUGUCACUGAGUUGUAGUUGAUUAUUAGUGAAAGGUGAGAUUCUAUGCUGUCAUGUCUGAUACUAACAUGUUGACGCAAGCUACAGCUUAAUGUCCAUGAUUAAUGAUAUGAAGCUGGCUUUUGUCCUUGAAGUGUUACCAAAAUGUUAUCUAAAAGAUAAAGAUUAUUUUUGUAUUUUGAAAUGGGGUUGUACAAAUUGUAAAAUUGUGUUCUCACUUUAAAUCAGAGGUUGGUUGAAACUGGAAAACAUUGGUUUUCAUUUGUGUUUUUGUGGGACUCCCUGCCAUGAUGUACCUCUUUCGAUCCUGACAAUGGGGGUGAUUUACAAUUUUUAAACAUUUAAAAUAUAAUUUAAGACACUACAUCAUUUCUGAACCAUGAUUACUUUGUUGAUUCAUAAUACGGUAACAUAAACCUUGCUGCAGAGCUGCAGGUUUAGAUCAAAUUGAUUAAAAAAUUAAUGCAACAAAAAUGUGGACAGUCCUUACAGGACAUGAAUGAUAACCAAUGAUGAAAGGACAUUUUGGCUGAGAAACCUCGAAAAAUAAACUAUGUUGCUGGUGAUUUAGCCUCUGUAAAUUGUAACUAAUUCAACUGUUGAUUUUAUUUAUGUUUUGUAACUAAUCAAAAUAAAUGAUGUCAAACAUCAAA